GUGAGACUGCGUCUCAAAAUAAUAAUAAUAAUAUACCAGUCUGGUAUAUUUGGGGGUGGCACAUCUUUCACUUCUUCGAGGGGCAUGUAAGUUUUCACAACUCUACUAUUAAGUGUAUACACAUGAAACUUAUCAAUGUCAUUUAAGUAGACAUUCAUCUCUAAUAGUAUAGAUGUCAAAGAACAAAGUCAUCAGACACACCUUCUCUUCCAGAGUGGCCUGCCAGGUCAGAUGAUCCUACCUGGACCAGCUUCUCUUCAAACACUAUGAGAUGUUUUCUGUUACUUGUUACUUGAUUCAGUGACAAACAUCAUUAUCAACCAAGCAACAGAAUGAGGUAGGAUGUGAUUUCCAUGAAAUUGUCCCAUUUAUUUAGACAAAUCCUUCACUGAGUAACCUCUAAUGGUAGCUAACAAGGCACUAAAUGCUGGGUAUCACAGAAUUCUUUCUGGCACAAUAAACCACAGGUAAGCAUUUAUCCUCCAGUAGGACCAAGUAAUUCCUCAGGUCAAACCUCAGUUUAUUCUUAGACAAAUCCUAGGCUUCUUUGGAGUGUAGCUCACUGACUUCUUUUGCCCAGACUGUGACCUAAGCCCCGACAUGUCCAUUGAGCACAGGCUUCCAAGAAACAUCUUAAACAGUGCUCUCUGCCCUUCCCUUCCUUUUCUGGGCCCCCAAGAGAAGUCCUAGGCACAAGAAAAGUAUCCCAAAGUAAAGAUGAUGGGAAUAGCCUACUGCCCAGACGCUACCUUGACCUAACAUCAAAUCAUACCUAGAGGGAAUCUAGAGCUGCAAGGAGUGGCAGUGAAAGGGUAGGUAGCUCUGAAUCCAGGUAGAGAAUAUGUGAGAUUGAGAGACAUGGAGAAGACAGGGGAGUUUGACCAGAGUAAGAUAAACGGCAGGCAACCAUCACCACAAAUGGGAAAAGGAGAGGGAGAAGAAUGAGGAUUGGAAGUAGACUGAAAAACGAAAAAAGACUAACAGAGGGUAGAGUGAGAGUGUGUAGCAGAGAGAGUAGGAGAGGAGAAAAUAAAGAGGAAUGGGUGGCAGAACUGAAAGUUAAGGAGGAAUAUACGUAUCAUCUAUAAGCAUCUGAAGGUGAGGAUGGGUGCAGUGGCUCACACCUGUAAUCCCAGCACUUUGGGAGGCCAAGGCAGGAGAAUCACUUAAAGCCAGAAGUUCAAGACCAGCAUAGGUGACAUAGUGAGUGACUGUCUCUAUAAAUUCUUAAACAAAAAAAAAAAAAAAAAAAAGUAUAAGCAUCCGAAGGUGGAAGGGAUCUGAUAUAUCCUAGCUCCAAAACAACAUGAAAAGUAUAAGACAGACUUAAUAUGAACAUAACAACUCCCUAAAAGUUACAAUAGAGAGAUAAGAGCAAAAGAAUUGUGACUGGUCAUUCUUUGAAAAUGGAAAAAGAACAAGAUUUAUUGCCAGAGACAAAGAGAGAGUUGAAAGUUCUCUGAAGCUCCAUUCUAGAAAGGUUAGAUAUAUGCCCUGCUCAUAGCUUCCCUUUUCACACAGGGAUGGUUGGAUCCUUUCCACCCAAUUGUGUGUAACCGUAAAUUCCAGCCCCAGGAGGAAAACCGUCUCCUGUUAGGAAGGCAUGCAUGAGCCCCCACCCAGCCCUCAGCUCCAGCAUGCACAGCAUGGGUGGCUGCAGUAGCAGCAGCAACUGCUGGGCGAGUGAGUCUGGGAAGAGGUGGGUGACUGGGAAGAGCUUGACAUGACUGUCUCCAAAAAGGUGCAAAUCACUGUUAGCUGAGGGACAAUCCUGAGGAUUAGAAUGUUUUUAUUUUCCCUGAAACUUCAACCCAUUCAUCAUUUUAAAUUAAGUACACAGAGGUUGAGCAUUUUUGCUUCUAGAAAAAUACACCUUCAAAUAUCUCAAGUGCUUCCUAAAUACAAUCUUCUAUAACCUGAUAGCCACCAAUCCUUUCCCUCACACACUCCAUUCUUCAAUUCCUAAAACUUUUCCUCAGUUGGCAUGGGUCCCAGACCCAAUUAUCUUAUUUUUUUACCUCCGAAUACAUCUUGGUUAGUGGCUAAUCCUUCAAUAUUGAGGGCUCUGGAACAGAUGCAAUACUUCACUUGAUGCCUGAUCAAACCAGAGUAAAGAACAUUACAACCAGCACUUUCUUCAUGUGUUGAUAUUAUGAUUCUAUGUAUGCAGCCUGUGGUGACCCUGGCAUUUUCACCAUAACACUGCCAAAUUACUAGUUUACUAAGUUCCAAAAGGUUGACCACCAUUCAUCCAUCCUGUUUUAUAAUUGGGCUUCUGGGACUAAGUGGGUACCUUCUAUUACCCCACAGCUAUACCCUUGUGCUUUUCCCAUCUUCCCUCCUCAAGCAGGCCCCAGAUGCUAAGGAACGGCAGCAUAGUGAUGGAAUUUAUCCUCGUGGGCUUUCAGCAGAGCUCCACUUCCACACAAGCAUUGCUCUUUGCCCUCUUCUCGGCCCUCUACAGCCUCACCAUGGCCAUGAAUGGCCUCAUCAUCUUUAUCACAUGGACAGACCCCAAGCUCAACAGCUCCAUGUACUUCUUCCUCGGCCAUCUGUCUUUCCUGGAUGUCUGCUCCGUCACCACUACCAUCCCACAGAUGUUGAUCCACCUCGUGGUCAGGAACCACAUUGUCUCCUUUGUAUCUUGCAUGACCCAGAUGUACUUUGUCUUCUGUGUUGGUGUGGCCGAGUGCAUCCUCUUGGCUUUCAUGGCCUGUGACCGUUAUGUUGCUAUCUGCUACCCACUUAACUAUGUCCAGAUCAUAAGCCAGAAGGUCUGUAUCAGGCUUGUGGGAACUGCCUGGUUCUUUGGGCUGAUCAAUGGCAUCUUUCUUGAGUAUAUUUCAUUCCGAGAGCCCUUCUGCAGAGACAACCACAUAGAAAACUUCUUCUGUGAGGCCCCCAUAGUGAUUGGCCUCUCUUGUGGGGACCCUCAGUUUAGUCUGAGGGCAAUCUUUGCCGAUGCCAUCGUGGUAAUGCUCAGCCCCGUGGCUGUCACUUCCUAUGUGCACAUCCUGGCCACCAUCCUCAGCAGAGCCUCCUCCUCAGGUCGGGGGAAGACUUUCUCUACUUGUGCCUCUCACCUGACUGUGGUCAUCUUUCUCUACACUUCAGCUAUGUUCUCUUACAUGAACCCCCACAGCACACAUGGGCCUGACAAAGACAAACUUUUCUCCCUCCUGUACACCAUCAUUACCCCCAUGUGCAACCCCAUCAUUUAUAGUUUCCACAACAAGGAAAUUAAGGAGGCCAUGGUGAGGGCACUUGGAAGAACCAGACUGGCCCAGCCACAGUCUGUCUAGCAGGAAGGCCCUGAAAGGAAAGCUCCUUCACCUGGGGAAUGGGAGAGUUACCCCUUCCCCAGCCCUGGCAGAUGAGUAACUCUCCUAUGCUGAAAGUCUCCAGGAAAGAGCGUUCAUGGCUUCCUUGGCACUCGAAUCAGACCUGAAAGUUCCUCCUGAUGUCCAAUGUCCUAUGUUAUCUCUCUGACUUCACUUCCACAUUGUUUUUUCUUGGACCUUCCUCGGGAGAAUUUCGGAUUUUCCUUAGUUUCUUUUCCUCUUAAGUUCUCACAACAGGAUUCAAUAAAUAAGUGCACUUAACUCCAUUUUAUUUGUAUAUACCUUUACAUGCUAGUCCCCCAACCUGAGUUUCAUACAUACAUUUAGAAAUAAACUCUUAUUUUUCAGCUUUUCAUUUUGCUGUUUUUCUUUCUCAAAUUCCACUCUCACUUCCUGGGUCUACCCUCAUCUACCCAAUUCCUAUGAAAAGUAGGUAAAGAAGCAAGAAAAAAAAGGCUGGGCGCAGUG
This is a messenger RNA of Nomascus leucogenys (northern white-cheeked gibbon), 3809 nucleotides long. Its product is annotated as olfactory receptor 10AD1. Gene Ontology annotation, molecular function: olfactory receptor activity; G protein-coupled receptor activity. Gene Ontology annotation, cellular component: membrane. NCBI's taxonomy places the organism in Eukaryota, Metazoa, Chordata, Mammalia, Primates, Hylobatidae. Gene Ontology annotation, biological process: G protein-coupled receptor signaling pathway. The record is from RefSeq and is a predicted model, not a curated record.